This is a messenger RNA of Saccostrea echinata, 818 nucleotides long. RefSeq names its product cerebellin-3-like. The record is from RefSeq and is a predicted model, not a curated record. The transcript has 3 exons. NCBI's taxonomy places the organism in Eukaryota, Metazoa, Mollusca, Bivalvia, Ostreida, Ostreidae. The coding region runs from base 85 to 732 and encodes 215 amino acids. Gene Ontology annotation, molecular function: protein binding.
AUACUUUAUAUUGUGAAUAAUUUUACAUCGCCUCAAAUAAUAUUUGACUCUCUGCAGAGUAGCAAGAUCGGUGUAAGAGAAGAAAUGUUUCAGGCCUUAGUAAAGAAACUUGAAGUCGUAACAGAUGAAAACCGAAGACUUCAGGAGGAAUUGAAGAACAUCAUAGAGAUUAUGGGCAGACAAACAGCAUCGAUUGAUAAAAUUAACAAAACUAUUGGUGACAUUAGGACUGACGUCAAACAAUUUCAAUCAGAGCAGCUGAUGUUGUCCUCCAUCGUGUCGUCUCUGGAAGUGUUCCGAAUAAAUAUGACCAGAAGUUAUUUCGAGUUGACGCAAAAAGUAUCUUUUACUGCUGGAGUGACGUCUGACAGCAGCUCAUGGAACAGUGGGACCUUAGUGUUCAAUAAAGUAAUCAGCAAUGAGGGAGGAGGAUAUGAUCCUAUCAACGGAAUCUUCACUGCACCUGUAGUAGGAAAUUACGUAUUCUAUGUCAGUAUCCAAGGUUACAAAGACAACGAUAUAUAUGUAGACAUUGUGUUAAACGGAUCUAGCGAGGUACGAGCAAUGGUUGAAGCUAACUCUGCAUCUAACGAACAGUACGAGACAGGAACAAAUCUUGUAAUAUUACGGCUGCAGCAAGGGGACAGGGUAUGGGUACGACAUUACGAUGGCAGUGGUUAUGCAACGUUCAGUGACGCUCCUGUCACUACUUUCUCUGGAUUCCUUAUCUAAAACAUGAACUUUUAAUGAAUAUGUAUAGAAUGAAAACUAAGGCAUAAACUGUACUCUUAUUUGAAUGUAAUGUUGGGGUUUUGAUA